Molecule: messenger RNA, 6317 nt
Organism: Diceros bicornis minor
Lineage: Eukaryota; Metazoa; Chordata; Mammalia; Perissodactyla; Rhinocerotidae
Product: KIAA0586 ortholog
Exons: 30
Coding region: 545-5149 (1534 amino acids)
Biological process (GO): smoothened signaling pathway
Cellular component (GO): ciliary basal body; centriole
Source: RefSeq, a predicted model, not a curated record
GCCGAGCGUUCUGGAGACGUGGGGAGGUGCUUUUAGGUGUCCGAGGAUUGCAUCUGGAGAAGUGUGUAAGACUCUGGCUGAAGAAAGCUAUUAAGCAUCUUAUGUGGGUGAUUUUUUAAAAAAAUAGCGUUUCGGUUUACCUGCUUGACUCCCUCUUCUCAACAGCUCUUAACUCCGCCUGCGCAUCUGUUUGGUUUUGCGCUGCCGGCUCUCGGGUCGGGGACUGCGCUGUGUGAUUAUGCUUAUUGUUGCUCUUGCGGCCACUCUCUUGUCAUCCUCACGUUCAGAUUCAUUGGCAUGGUGCAUUAACAGACUGAGUGGCAUUAAUGGGUACAUAUGAUGUUCUAGUCUAAUCCUGGACUAAAUACCAUAUAGAAAGUUGUAGCUUUGUGGAUAGUCUAUUUAGACGUUUUAUUUAAAAGUUGAUGACUGCGUGUUUUUAGAAUCAGUUGAAAUUCACGUUUUCUUCAUUCAUAGUCCUCCCCCGCUUCUUCUCCUCGCACCCCAAGUCUUCAAAGAGGCGAAACGUUUGUUCCGAAGUUUUAUGGACCUAGAAGAAAGUUCUGCUCAGAACUGUGGGACUAGUUUUGUUACCAAUAAUAUGAAAGGCUCCGAGUUUAGCCCGGAACAGAAAAAAAAGGUUAAAGUACCAGCGAGGAGACUUCGUGAGGUAGUUUCUCCAAAUCAGGGAGAUACUUUGGCUUUGCUGAAAGAUGCGUUGUCCUGUGUUCCUCCAGCGUUGUCUGCAAAUAAACGUCUUCCUGCUGGAACGGGGGCUGGCUUGAAUGGAACGUCACGUGGUUCAUCAGACUUAUCCUUGGCUAGAAAUUAUCAGCAGCCUCCAUUAGAAAAUCCUGCUGUGUCAGAAAGUGAUUUUUCUAAAGAUGUUGCAGUGCAGGGGUUGCCUUUGGAUAAAAUGGAAGAGAGCAACAGACAAAAAGCAAAUGACAUCUUUAUUUCUCAAUACACUAUGGGACAAAAAGAUGCUCUAAGAGCAGUUUUAAAGCAAAAAGCUCAAAGCAUGCCUGUUUUUAAGGAAGUACAAGUACAGCUUUUAGAAGAUGCAGGCACAGAAAAGGAUAUUAUUCCUCAGGAGUCUAGAACUUCACCCAGUGGAAUUGACUCAGCUACUGCUGUGGCUGCAGCCACUGCCGCUGCCAUUGCAACAGCAGCGCCACUGAUAAAAGUACAGAGUGAUUUGGAAGCAAAAGUCAAUUCUGUUACAGAAUUACUCAAUAAGUUACAGGAGACUGAUAAACAGUUACAACGUGUUACAGAGCAGCAAACAAGCAUUCAGAAUAAGCAUGAGAAACUACAUUGUCAUGAUCAUGAAAAGCAAAUGAACCUGUUUAUGGAGCAGCACAUUAGGCAUCUUGAAAAGUUACAACAACAACAACUGGAUAUGCAGACUCAUUUCAUUAGUGCUGCGCUCAAGACUGGUAAUUUUCAGCCUGUUACUAUGCCUCCUCCUAGAGCAGUGGAAAAAUAUUCUGUAAAACCAGAACAUUUGAAUCUUGGUAGCAGUAAUCUAUCUUCAUAUAAUACAUUUGCUUCCAAACAAGCACCUUCAAGAGAGGUUGAAAAUAAGAGUUUUGAUAAACAGAAAUCUCCUUUGGAGACACCAGCACCUCGCAGGUUUGCUCCUAUACCUGUUUCAAAGGAUGAUAAAAUAUCAAAGAGGGAAAGUCGUUUGGAAGAAAAAGAAAAUAUGGAGAUGUCAGGUCAUACAGGAAAUGUAAGACUAUUGGAGCAAAUUUUGAAUAAUCAUGAGUCUUUGACAAGAAAAAGUGAAUCUUCAGACAAAAGCUCACUAACUAGGUCAAAAACAGGAUGGAAUCCUGAGAGGAGAGACAGCACUGUCACUCUGUCCUCUCAAAGAUUUCCUUCCUAUGAAGAACUAGGAACAGCUGAAGUGACUGUGCACAAGUCUGAUGAUAUUCUUUAUGAUCUUGGCCAAAAGAGGAAAGAAACAAAUGGUGUACUCCAGCCCAAAGAAUCUCUGAUUAUGUCAAGGCUUGCCGAUCUUUCACAGAAUUCCUUUAAGCUUCAAACAACCAAUACGAGAUCUGUAUUGAAAGAUGCUGAGAAGAUUUUGAGAGGAGUACAAAACAAUAAAAAAGUACUUGAAGAAAACCUGGAAGCUAUUAUUCGUGCAAAGGACGGAGCUGCCAUGUAUUCGUUUAUCAAUGCCCUGUCUACCAACAGAGAGAUAUCAGAGAAGAUUCGGAUUAGAAAGACAGUGGAUGAGUGGAUUAAAACUAUUUCUGCAGAAAUUCAGGAUGAACUGGCAAGAAAAGAUUAUGAACAAAAGAGGUUUGAUCAGAAGAAUCAAAGGACCAGGAAAGCUCAGAAUAUGAGUAAAGAUAUUAAAACCAACACGCAAGACAAAACAGUAAACAAUUCUGUAAUUCCAAGAAAACAUUCUCAGAAACAAAAAGAGGAGCAUUUUAGAAAUCCACCUGUCAAGAGCAAGCCUGCUUCAAGCUUACAGAAAGAGAGAAAAGAAGGAUUUUUGAAAGCAACCUCAGUGAUACAAGAUGAGGAUUAUAUGUUGCAAAUUUAUGGAAAACCAGUUUAUCAGGGCCAUCGCAGCACUCUUAAAAAAGGACCAUAUCUCAGAUUUAAUUCUCCAUCUCCUAAGUCCAAACCACAAAGACCGAAAUUAAUAGAACGAGUUAAAGGCACUAAAGUAAAGUCGAUAAGAACACAAACUGACUCUUACGCAACAAAACCUGCAAAGAUGGAUUCUAAACUGCAACAUUCUGUUACUAUGGUGCCCCCUGGUGAUCAGCAGUAUUUGUUCAGUCCAAGCCGAGAAAUGCCUACUUUUUCAGGUACACUGGAAGGCCAUCUAAUUCCUAUGGCAAUUCUUUUAGGACAAACCCAAAGUAAUAGUGAUUCCAUGCCACCUGCUGGAGUAAUUGUCAACAAGCCACACCCUGUAACAGUGACUACUUCUAUCCCUCCAUCAUCUCGAAAAACAGAAACUGGAGUGAAGAAACCUAACAUAGCAGUUGUAGGAAUGAGGUCGGAAAAAAAGGAUCCUCCUCAGCUUACUGUGCAGGUAUUACCCAAUGUAGAUAUUGACAGCAUUUCGAAUGGUAGUGCUGAUGUCAGUCCAUCUCUGCCUAGUCCCAAAGAAGCAUCUCCUCCUCCUCUGCAAACCUGGAUACAGGCUCCAGAAUUUACGAUGGUAGAUGAACAGGAGGUGAAGUUUCCAGGAACUAACUUUGAUGAAGUCAUUGAUGUCAUACAGGAAGAGGAAAAAUGUGAUGAAAUUCCAGAAUACUCUGAACCAAUUCUGGAGUUUAACAGAUGUGUUAAAGUUAUUUCUACAAAAUAUAAUGGUCCUCCAUUUCCACCAGUUGCUUCUACUUCUCAGCCCACUGCUGAUAUUCUGGAUAAAGUAAUUCAGAGAAAGGAAACAUUGGAAAAUAGCUUAAUUAAGUGGGUAGAACAAGAAAUAAUGUCAAGAAUUAUCUCUGGGCUCUUGCCGAUCCAACAACAGGCCAUAGCUAAUGACAGUGGUUCAGUCAGUGAUGCAAGUGAACCAUUGACUUCUGACAUUGUGGAAGGAACAAGCAGUGGUGCCCUCCAACUUUUUGUUGAUGCCGGGGUCCCUGUGAAUUCAGACAUGAUUAGGCAUUUUGUGAAUGAAGCUCUUACUGAGACCAUUGCUGUCAUGCUGGGUGACAGAGAAGCAAAGAAACAAGGUCCUGUUGCUGCAAGUGUUUCUGGGGAUGUUUCAACAAGCAAAACAUACUUGCCGGCAAGAGUGUGUACCCCAGUGGCUACCCCACAACCAACUCCUCCUCCCUCACCUUCUUCACCUCCUAAGGAGUGUGUGUUGGUAAAAACUCCAGAUUCUUCUCCCUGUGAUUCAAAUCAUGAUGUAGCGUUUCCUGUGAAAGAAGUAUUUGCUGAAAAAGGAAAUGAUAUGCUUGCCAUGACACUUGUUAACACUCCGACAGUUACCCCUGCUACCACACCUCCUCCUGCAGCAGCUCUUACCCCAACUCUGGCAGAGAUUUCCACUGAUAAACUGAAGAUAUCAAGCCCAGAGCUUCCCAAGCCAUGGAGUGAUGGAGACCUGCCACUGGAAGAAGAGAAUCCUAACUCUCCGCAAGAAGAACUUUCCCCAAGAGCUAUUGUCAUGUCUGUGGCCAAGGAUGAAGAACCUGAGAGCAUGGAUGUCACUGCUCAGCCUGCACCUCCAAAGCCAGCUCCCUUUAUGCCACUUCCUGCUGGCACCAAGGCCCCUUCCCCCAUACAGGUGCCGAGUUCUGAUUCAUCAACAAUGGAGAGCCCCUUGAGCGUUACUGUCACUGAAACUGAAACUUCAGAUAGACCUAUCUCUGAAGGAGAGAUUUUAUUUAACUGUGGUCAAAAAUUGGCUUCCAAGAUUUUAGGAGAUGGAGGAUUAUAUCUGACAAACCUAGAUGAUAGCUUAUCCAGUACUCUGCGUGAUUCCCUUGAAAUGGAAGAUGAUUCUCCCAGUGAAGGACAAGUGACUAGGAUGCCCCAUAAAAAAUUUCAUGCAGACGCAAUUCUUUCUCUUCUUGCUAAACAAAACCAUGAAUCAUUAGUUUCACAGCAAGCAGUCUAUCAUUCAGAGGACUUGGAAAACAGUGUGGGUGAACUUAGUGAGGGACAAAGGCCCAGGCUGACAGCAGCAGCAGAGAGCAUCUUAAUGGGACUUUCUGUUUGUAUGCAGCCGCCUGUUGCUAAUGCAGAGUCUUUGGAUCAAAAAUGUGCUCCUAAGCCCUUAUCUCAGCAGUUUGACACAGUGACAGGUGGUGUUUAUGAAGAUUCAUGUGCUAGUCAUGGUCCAAUGAGUUUGGGAGAAUUGGAGUUGCAGCCAAAUUCUAACCUUGCUCUUUCCACAACACUUCUGACAACACAGGAAGAUGAUGUUAAGUUAUCAGUAACGGCUGAAGAUUUUCCUCAGUACCAACAAAAGCAAGACCAAGAUGUUAAGCAGGUUGAACACAAGCCAGUACAAAGUCGUUUAAUACGUGUAAAAAAUAAAUCCAAUAUUUCACUUGCAGAGCAACAAGAGGCCUUGAAGAUAAUGAGAGAAACUCACCUUAUCACAAGGGAAUCAAAACCACGUCUUUUCUGGCAAAUAAAUGCUUCUAAGAAUACUUGAACCCCAAAUUAUGGCUGUUUCAGGGGAAGUAUCAUGUAUUUCACUUUGAAAUGUGUAGUAGUUUAAUGUGUAUAUAUAUAGAAAUCAAGCAGUUUACCAGCAGUAGCAACUCUUUCAAUGAUCAUCCAUUAAAAGUUGACUGAAGAUGUGAUAGGACAUAGGUUCCAGCACUGUGCUUCUGGGAAAUCUGUAAAAUCUUUGUUUUCUUCCCCUCUUGAUUAUUACUUUCAGAUUUUAAUGUAAAAGAGAGAAAUUGAUUUGAUUGUUCUGGCAGAUGAUAUCUUUAGAGUCUAAGAGUAAAACUCUUUCAUUUGGUAUUGAAUUCAUUGGGUGUAUUUUUGACCACGUGAUACCACUUAUCUGAUUCUAUGUCCCGAUUAAUAUCUCUAACAGUUUUAUAGUGAAAACAACUUUUUAAGUGAUUUUAAUGAGUCAUUUUAAUUUUUUUCCCUUUUACUCUGCAAGUUAACUUUCACUGCAUCUUUUACUGUGCAAGUUAAUUUUUUUCAAUACUAAUGAGAGACUAAUUUUAAAUCCAUUUAUUUGUUACGAACCCAGGAACAAAUUAAAUUCUAUCAAGUGAUGUGUUAAAAUAGUUAACUUUAAAAACUAUUUUCCUUUUUUAGUUUUUCUCUUAAAAUUUUAAGACCAUCAUACUAAAUAGUAAUUAGAAAGUCAAACAUUCUAUAUAUAAUCAGUGGGGAAAAAUUAGAUCAUAUGUUUUGUGGUUAAAUGCUAGGACAGAUUAGUUGUCAAAGAUGCUUGAAAAUCACAGCAUUCUUCAGUUUUCUUAUUUGUAGAUUAUAUAUGUUGCUCAGAAAGUAUGUAUUAAAGUGCUCAAAGUAAUAAAUGUAAUUGCAAUAAUUUAUCAAAAGCAGGUUACGUUUUUGUGAGAAAUACACUUACCUAAUCACAGAUGGAUGUUUUUGGCAUUAUGUCCUGAGUUUAAUUCCCAGCCAUCUUAGCACCAUUUACACCUCACAUACAGUGAUUGUGACUUUAAAUAUGUGAGAAUUAGGAAAUCCAAAGUGUAUGUAUAUUUAGAAUCUAUUUCUGACCACAUGCACAAAUGAAAUCAUUUUUGUUCUUUUAUAAAGUGGUAAAUUUUUUACCUUAGUAUUUGAAAUAUAGCUAAAUUACAAUGGCUAUCACAAUUAUAAUUAAUCUU